UUAACCGUACAUGCAAGACUAUGUUUAGACUAUCAUUUCAAUACCUUUAUUUACUUUGACGUUUUUAGUAGUUGUAGCCUAUAUUUUAGUUUAUUUUGAACUUCAAUAAACCUAUGCUAGAAACGUUAUUAGUAUAUGUACGUCCACAUUACAGGGGGAGAUAAAAAUGAGGAGCUGAUGUCAACAGAUUUUGAGAAGGAACAAUUUCGAGACGCCAUGACAGAGGAAAGCGGUGCAUUGUGGGAUCGCCCAGCCAAAACUGCAAUCACUGACGCCUUCUCUAUUUAGCACUUGAAACAUUCGGAUACAUUUUGCAAAAAUGACUUAAAAUGGGCGUAUUUGGCAGGUUAAAAGACAUCACGGAAUACAUUUAUUUUAAAAUAUUAUAAAUAUAUCGAGAAUCAUUGCUGCCGACGAGACCAGUAUGACUCCCACAGAGGAGAUGAAUGGCUCGGGGAACCUCAUGGACUUCCUGGAUGAGCCCAUCCCGGAUGUGGGCACCUACGAGGACUUCCACACCAUCGAUUGGCUUCGGGAGAAGUCACGUGACACAGACCGGCACAGAAAGAUCACCAGCAAGAGUAAGGAGUCCAUCUGGGAGUUCAUUAAGAGCCUGCUGGAUGCCUGGUCAGGAUGGGUGGUGAUGCUGCUGAUUGGACUCCUGUCAGGGACACUGGCCGGCGUCAUCGACCUGGCCGUGGACUGGAUGACGGAUCUGAAGGAAGGGGUCUGCCUGUCUGCGUUCUGGUACAGCCACGAGCAGUGCUGCUGGACCUCCAACGAGACCACCUUCGACGACCGCGACAAGUGCCCGCAGUGGCAGAAGUGGUCCGAGCUGAUGACCGGCCACGCUCUGGGUGCCGGAGCGUACGUGCUGAACUACUUCCUGUAUGUUAUGUGGGCGCUGUUCUUCUCCUUCCUGGCCGUGACUCUGGUCCGCGUGUUUGCGCCGUACGCCUGUGGCUCAGGUAUCCCUGAGAUAAAGACGAUCCUGAGCGGGUUCAUCAUCCGGGGCUAUCUGGGGAAGUGGACCCUGCUGAUAAAGACGGUCACCCUGGUGCUGGCCGUGUCCUCUGGCCUCAGCCUGGGCAAGGAGGGCCCGCUGGUGCACGUGGCCUGCUGCUGCGGCAACCUCUUCAGCAGCCUCUUCUCCAAGUACAGCAAGAACGAGGGCAAGCGCAGAGAGGUGCUGUCCGCGGCGGCAGCUGCCGGUGUGUCGGUAGCCUUUGGGGCUCCGAUCGGAGGCGUGCUGUUCAGCUUGGAGGAGGUGAGCUACUACUUCCCGCUGAAGACGCUGUGGCGGUCCUUCUUCGCCGCCCUGGUGGCGGCUUUCACUCUGCGCUCCAUCAACCCGUUCGGCAACAGCCGGCUGGUGCUGUUCUACGUGGAGUACCACACGCCGUGGUACAUGGCCGAGCUGGUGCCCUUCAUCCUGCUGGGCGUUUUCGGGGGCCUGUGGGGCACCCUCUUCAUCCGCGGCAACAUCGCCUGGUGCCGGCGGCGCAAGACCACGUGGCUGGGCCGCUACCCGGUGCUAGAGGUGAUGGCGGUGACGGGCAUCACGGCCAUCCUGGCGUUCCCCAACCCGUACACGCGGCGCAGCACCAGCGAGCUCAUCUCCGAGCUCUUCAACGACUGCGGCGCGCUGGAGUCGUCCCAGCUCUGCGACUACGUCAACGACCCCAACAUGACGCGCCCGCUGGACGACAUCCCCGACCGCCCCGCCGGCCCCGGCGUCUACGCCGCCCUGUGGCAGCUUGCCCUCGCCCUCGUCUUCAAGAUCGUCAUCACCAUCUUCACCUUCGGCAUGAAGAUCCCCUCGGGGCUGUUCAUCCCCAGCAUGGCGGUGGGGGCGAUCGCCGGGCGGAUCGUGGGCAUUGCGGUGGAGCAGAUGGCCUACCACCACCACGACUGGAUCAUAUUUAAGAACUGGUGCCGGCCGGGGGCGGACUGCGUCACGCCGGGCCUGUACGCCAUGGUGGGCGCUGCCGCGUGUUUGGGCGGGGUGACGCGGAUGACGGUGUCGCUGGUGGUCAUCAUGUUCGAGCUGACGGGCGGGCUGGAGUACAUCGUGCCCCUGAUGGCCGCGGCCGUCACCAGCAAGUGGGUGGCGGACGCCUUCGGGAAGGAGGGCAUCUACGAGGCGCACAUCCAGCUCAACGGCUACCCCUUCCUGGACGUGAAGGACGAGUUCACGCACCGGACGCUGGCCACCGACGUGAUGCGCCCGCGCCGCGGGGAGCCGCCGCUGGCCGUGCUGACGCAGGAGGGCACCACGGUGGAGGACGUGGAGGCGCUCAUCAAGGACACCGACUACAACGGCUUCCCCGUGGUGGUGUCCCGCGAGUCGGAGAGGCUCAUCGGAUUCGUCCAGCGCCGGGACCUCACCUUGGCCAUCAAGAGUGCGCGGCAGAAGCAGGACGGCGUGGUGAGUAAUUCGGUGGUGUAUUUCACCGAGGACGCCCCGCAGCUGCCCGCCAGCAACCCCCAGCCCCUGAAGCUGCGCCGGAUCCUCAACCUCAGCCCCUUCACCGUCACCGACCACACGCCCAUGGAGACGGUGGUGGACAUCUUCCGGAAGCUGGGGCUCCGGCAGUGCCUGGUGACGCGCAGCGGGCGUCUCCUGGGGAUUAUCACCAAGAAGGACGUCCUGCGACACAUGGCCCAGAUGAUGAACCAGGAUCCUGAGUCCAUCAUGUUCAACUGAGCCCCUUCCCCCUCCUCCUCCCCUGCCCAACCCCUUAAUCCCAGAGCCAGGAGCAUGUGAAUAGUGCCACACUACUGUAACCCGCGAAGCGUCUCUCCUAACGUGCCGCAGCUGGCGCCCCCUGGAGCCUGCGGUCAGAAUGACAGACUGAAGCCCCUUGAGGGGCGGGGGUGUAGGAUGAGGUCUGGGGGUGUUCUAGCCCGUGCCGGCCCCAUUGCUGCCAUGUAUGUCGUGCUAAAGUAGUUGUUUUUUUUGUUGUAUUAAAAUUAGAUGGUGAGCUCCAGGCUGUGUCUACUGGAGGACCAUCUUAUCAGUGCCCUCUGCUGGCUGCCACAAGUGCAGUAUUGGUAGGUACACACAAACUGGUGCCAUUCAUGUGGAUCUAACUGGAUCUAAAGGCUGGAAUCGGUGUGCAAAUGAAUGGGGCCAAACUAGAAGAACACCAGUGGAAGGGGACACCAGUGGAAGGGGAGGUGAUGGACAUUUGGGCGGUGCUUUGUCUUCCUACGCAUCUGAUAUUCUUCUAGAAAUGGAUAUUACUUAAGGCAGGGAUUGGAAGUUUAAUGGGUUAUCAUUCGGUCUGCAGCCUGUUUCCACCUGUAGUGCUGCUCGGAAAUAUCUAAAUUGUAAUUGCGGGCUAUGUGAUCUUGACAUAAGCUGGAACAAAAAUAAGAAGCCGUGUGGUCCUCUUAGGUCUCCAAGUUUCUCCACUCUAAAUUGGGGAAAGGAAAUGCAGCUGCUGGGUAGCUCACUUGGUAAAACUGCCGCUUGAAUUGUGUGUGAGCACUACGUUCCUGGAUCGAAUCCGAAUGCCAGUGUCUGAAGGCGCGCGAUUGGCUUUGCGUCGCCCAAACGAUAUAUGGGAGAGAUUCUUUCUGCAGGGAUAGUGUUCGUUGCUCGAGUGGCCCCACAAGUGCUCCUAAGUUGAAAAAUUUAAGAGCACACUAAUGCACCCCAAUUAGUAGAUGUGCUCCUAAAUUAUUUUCCAGUUAGCGCAAAUCUACUUUCAGGAACCAAUGCUCGCUGAAGAGCCCUACCUUAGCUCUGGGUUCCCAGACUUAAAUUUGGUGUUCAGAGUAAAUCAGAGAACCAGCAGACACUGCGGCCCUUCAGGACUUUAGUUUGAAAGCCCCAGGAGAGCACACAUACUGUUCGCUCGCUGUUCUGGAGAUUUAGUGCUUUCACACAUUCCAUUGGAAUUGAAGCUUUAUCUGAUCAUGUAACUUGGGUGCGAAACAAGGUUUAAAAAAAAAAAUGUGCCUUGUUUCACAUCAGUUGAAAUGCUACAGUUUUUGCCACCAUCUGGACAUGUGCUUAUUUCUCUGAGGACAGGAUGGCAAGCGGCAGCCGUAAAUCAUGGCGUGUGCGCGCCCCUGUGACUGAGGGUAUGCGCAUUGCUGCGCAGUCACGUCACGGCCCUGCACAACGGGUGCCAAAUACGAAAUUCAGAAACGCCGCAGGUUUUCCAUUCAGUGUAGAACGGCUUAAUGGCCUAGUUUAUCUUAAUCAAAUAUUUUAACAAUAGUACAGGUACUUUGAAAAACCGCAAGAAUGUGUUCAGUAUUUAUAUUAUGUUCAGAAAUGAUUUACUUUUGAAACGCAGGGAGACAUGUUGGCUGCUGUACCUCCUGCUCGGAAUUCUUUUGCAGUUCUACCUUUUCUGGAAAUAGAAUCCGGUUCUCUUUAAUGCCAGCCACAGAAACCACACACUAAGCUCAAAUGAAUGGCCAGUGAACGCACUUUUUUAGGAUAUCCAGACAACUUCUUUUCCUGUGUCUUUCCUCCCAUCUAUUUUCUUACAGAAAGCUUUGUAAUCAGUUUAAGUUGCAGCUGCUCCCGGUUGUGUUUGAAAUUUUACUGAAGUCUGAAGGUGUGUAAGUCUAGAAUAUCUCUAAGUUACACGCUGUUAACACUCCGUUUAAGGUGUUUAAUUUAAGGUGUCUCAUUGAAGGUCAAGUAGGGCUCUGGUUAUUGUAAAAAUCAAAGCCUUUUGGGUUUUUUUCCCAUGUUUUUUGGUACAGCUGUUCUGUCUGGCAGCCUGGGGUUGUUUUUCCAUCCCUGGCAUUGUCAUUGUAAAUGUUCCCUCCCCAAAUCUUUUAACGGCAUGUAGAUAAUGACCGCCAUUUAUUUAUAUUUGUUGAUGUUGUCAAAAAUAGCACAUUUAUGUUGAUGCACAAGUUUAUUUGUAGUUUUACCUUGUUGGCUUUUUUGGUUUGUAUCGUUUCCUGACAUUGUUAUACAGUGGUCCAAAAAAUCCAGUACAUGUAACUUACAUGGUUUGCACUAAAAUUACUUAACUAAAUGGAACUUUAAUCAUUAAAAAGGGAAAUUUUGUUGGCGUUUUUUUGUUUUUCUGUGAUUCUAUAAAUGAAUCAUAUUCUGUUUAUUUCUUGAAGUUUUACCGGAUAUCAAUGCAGUUUUCCUGUUAAACACUAUGGAACAUUAGCAUGUUUCGUCUGCAUAGAACUGGAUAAAGUAAUACUAAAGCUGUGGACAAUCCUAAGAUUAUGUUUCUCAACUAUUAUGACAAUGAUAGACUAUUAAAAAAUGGACUACUGCCAGUUUGCAUUAACAAUUAAACUUAAUACUUCAGACUUAUAUAAUGCAGUGAAAGGUAUAUUUAUUUAAAAAUUUGUUAACAUUUUUAUGCACCACUCCAGUUGAGUUUUUGUCUUUUUAGCUAGGUACAGUGUUGUUGCUAAUUGCAGGUAAUUAAGUUACAUAUAACUGUACAUAAACCUUAUGUAUGUAAGUGACCUAAUUGCUCAUAGAUGUAAUUGAACAGUAUAUACAGCAAGUAGCAUUGAUAAAUAUGCAUGAAGGGUACAGUGCACACCAUUUUCUAUCAACCCCACUAACAUAUUUUCUUAUGCUUUGCCUUUUGCAAGGCAGCUGCAGAAAAGGUAUAUCUCAUGGCUAGUUACUGUCAGUUCAGUUGGGGUUUAAGGCCACUUGUGUUUCUGUUUCACUCUUAACUCUUUCAGAGUUACUCAUUUUCCUCAUAUUCUGAAUCGUACCACUGUGUUUCAGCGUAAAAAAAUGUGAACUGGACAAAAAGUGACCCCUUCACAAGCUGUUGCUAAUUUAGCUUCAGCGGCGCGUCAUUUAUGGUCGAUCCCUCUCACCGGUACAGCUACAGUCAACUUCAUAUCGGGGGGGUUCUUGGUUUGAGGCCGCUUUGUGUAACUGUUGCUGUAGCUUCGUACCCAGCCAGGGGGGUAGCGCUUUUGAGUCUCAACGGUAAUGCUGUGUGCUGUUUGCUGUGUUCGCUAUUCCUGUCAUGUGUGAUAGGACAGAGUUGUGAGACCUGGCAUUAUACAGUCAAUAAAGUGUAAUAAAUCAGCAUAGAGUACCUGUA
Molecule: messenger RNA, 6065 nt
Organism: Anguilla anguilla (European eel)
Lineage: Eukaryota; Metazoa; Chordata; Actinopteri; Anguilliformes; Anguillidae
Gene: clcn4
Product: chloride channel, voltage-sensitive 4
Exons: 12
Coding region: 425-2707 (760 amino acids)
Biological process (GO): chloride transport; transmembrane transport
Cellular component (GO): early endosome; synaptic vesicle; membrane
Molecular function (GO): voltage-gated chloride channel activity
Source: RefSeq, a predicted model, not a curated record